This is a messenger RNA of Amblyraja radiata (thorny skate), 2478 nucleotides long. Its product is annotated as alpha-1A adrenergic receptor. The record is from RefSeq and is a predicted model, not a curated record. Bases 314 to 1699 code for a protein of 461 amino acids. Gene Ontology annotation, cellular component: plasma membrane. The transcript has 2 exons. Gene Ontology annotation, biological process: phospholipase C-activating G protein-coupled receptor signaling pathway; positive regulation of cytosolic calcium ion concentration; positive regulation of MAPK cascade. Gene Ontology annotation, molecular function: alpha1-adrenergic receptor activity. Lineage: Eukaryota; Metazoa; Chordata; Chondrichthyes; Rajiformes; Rajidae.
GUCUCGACCCGAAACGUCGCCCAUUCCUUCUCUCCAGAGAGGCUGCCUCUCCCGCUGAGCUACUCCAGCGUUUUCUGGCUGUCUUGGGUGCAAACCAGGUUCCUUCCAACCCAUUUUGCUUCCCCCUUCCUGCAGGACUUUGUUGGCGGUGGAGAUAAGCUGGGAAUUGGGAAGUCUUCGCCAAGCCACCGGGAGGGAACUCGCUCGCCCUUUGCCUCUCCACUAGCCGCGCGGGGUAGGGUAACAGUGGUCCCAGCACCGAGUUGGAGGCGUUCCGCUGGAAGUUCCUUGGCAGGCGAGAUCUCCGGAUGAAAUGGGUCCCCUCUCCGAGAACAAGAGCUGGGUGGUGAUCGUGAACUGCACCUCAUGCGGCCACUCGGUGAACCCCUUCCGGGCCGUGCCUUUGGGGGCGGUGCUGGGCUCCUUUAUCCUCUUCGCGAUCUUGGGCAACAUCUUGGUGGUCCUCUCGGUGGCUCUCCACAGGAACCUGCAGACGGUCACCAAUUACUUCAUCAUCAACCUGGCCAUCGCGGACCUCCUCCUCAGCUGCUCCGUGCUGCCCUUCUCGGCUACGUUGGAGAUCCUGGGCUACUGGGCAUUUGGCCGCGUCUUCUGCAACAUGUGGGCAGCCAUGGACGUCCUCUGUUCAACCGCCUCCAUUCUGAGCCUGUGCGUUAUCUCCAUCGACAGGUACAUAGGAGUGAGCUACCCCUUGAGGCACCCAACUAUCAUGACCGAGAAGAGGGCCCUGUUGACACUGGUGGCGGUUUGGUCGCUGGCCCUGGUGAUAUCUGUCGGACCCUUGUUCGGGUGGAAAGAACUUCCUCCAGACGACGAGGCCAUCUGCAUGAUCACCGAGGAACCGGGCUACGUCUUGUUCUCUGCCUUUGGGUCCUUCUACGCUCCCUUGACCGUCAUCCUCGUUAUGUACUUCAGGGUCUACAUAGUGGCCAAGCGUGAAACCAAGAGUCUGUACGCUGGGACCAAGAGAGAGAGACUGCGGGCGGACCAGGUUACGCUGCGCAUCCACCGCAAAGACAACCAGGCGGAGAGCUCUCCUCGACUCUCCGAGCACGGCUCCAAAAACAAAGGCAUCCAGCUCAAGUCACACUUCUCCAUCUUGCUCCUCAAGUUCUCCAGAGAGAAGAAGGCCGCCAAGACGUUGGGAAUAGUGGUUGGAGGCUUCAUACUCUGCUGGCUCCCGUUCUUUGUCGUUCUCCCGAUAGGAUCUUUCUUCCCUGCCUACAAACCCCCGGAGACGGUCUUCAAAAUCACAUUCUGGCUGGGCUACUUCAACAGUUGCAUCAACCCAAUCAUAUACCACUCUUCACACCAAGAGUUCAAAAAGGCCUUCCAAAACAUUCUGAAGGGGCAGUUCAGACAGAGGAACCGCUCGUCCAUCCAACAGUCUUUAGGUGGCAGUUCAGCCAGCGGACACGUUAAAGAAGGGGGAAAGGAAUUGCGACGCCUAUCUCUGGGAGCGAGGGAAACUUUCUACAGGGUCUCAGACUCGGAAGGGGUUUGCCAGUGGAAGUUAUUUUCGGAGCAGGGAACGAAAAGCGAACACAACUCAAACUGCCGGCCCUCGGACAGAAGGGGCAACUCCAUUUUCUGUCCCUGUUGCCCAGUUUCUAAGCCUGGCGCCCCAAGUUUGAAACUGCACACUAACUCAAUCGGUGACUACGGGGACCCCGUUUGAACGAGACGCUCCCCGCCACCUCCAAGAGGAACAAAUGCACGCCCUGAGCAUUACUGCAUCCGCACUCACUGAAAACUCAAUGCAUCUCAAACCUUCUCCGAAAUUGCUGAGCGCAGCGUUUGGACUAACACGAAAAGUUUGAAACAAUGUCAAAGGAUGGCCGGGUUAUGUGCAAUCUACUUCUGGCAAGUACACCAAGUCCAGCCAGGCGCUGGACACCCGGAGAGCGAUCCAGAGAGGUUACUUUGAAGAAGGGUCUCGAUCCGUAGCGUCACCCAUUCCUUCUCUCCAGAGAUGCUGCUGCCUGUCCCGCUGAGUUACUCCAGUAUUUUGUGUCGAACUUCCAUUACUUUACAAUUCUCCUGUUGCACACAGUUCUACUUGAAGCGUGAAUCACCUCCACUUACUUCUUUGCAAACCCGAACAAUUCCUCGUUUGCCUGCGGCCUUACCUGCAUCGUGAAUCCACUGCACGUAAUUUAAAUGAUGUAUCUUCGUGUUGCCACCACCUGUUCUAAGCUUAAGCGUAAAGGUACACCUUUAAGGUAAAUUCAAUCAAAUUUCGCAGUGCACGGGAUUAAAUCCAGAAACCUCCACUUCCUAUCUCCUGUAAAGUUGCAGUCUGUGUUUAGCCCCGUCUCAGGUGAAACCUCUCCGAACAGAGAAGGUGCAUGGAAAAAUAAGUCAACUUUAAGCAUACAACCGCCAGCCACCUUUCAGUUGCAAUGGCUGAUCUAUUACCCAUAUUGCACUGCAGCGGAGAAACUGCUCUAUACAUUG